Messenger RNA from Bufo bufo (common toad), 1674 nucleotides. Its product is annotated as rho-related GTP-binding protein RhoU-like. Gene Ontology annotation, biological process: small GTPase-mediated signal transduction. Gene Ontology annotation, molecular function: GTP binding; GTPase activity. The record is from RefSeq and is a predicted model, not a curated record. The transcript has 3 exons. Lineage: Eukaryota; Metazoa; Chordata; Amphibia; Anura; Bufonidae. The coding region runs from base 128 to 859 and encodes 243 amino acids.
GGAGUGAAGGGGGUGUCUUGCACAAAGAGGGAGGGGAAACCUAUUUUAAAAAGUCAAUACUCCUUUCCUGAAUCAGUAUACCUGCAGAAACCUGGCAAGGUGGACACCCGGGAGAGACCAGAAGAUAAUGCCCCCCCAAGAAAUGUCCAUGGAAUACACGUCACACUUUGCACCCCCUGUGCCACCGCACAAGCCUAAACCUCUACCAUCCGCCGGAGGUCAAGAAAGGAACCUAAAAUGCGUCCUACUAGGAGAUGGGGCAGUAGGGAAGACCAGCCUUCUGGUCAGCUACACCACCAAUGGUUACCCAACGCGAUAUAUUCCCACCGCCUUCGAUGACUUCUCAGCUUUGGUGCAAGUAGAAAACACGCCUGUCAAGCUGCAGCUCUGUGACACCGCAGGGCAGGAUGAAUUUGACAAGCUGCGUCACUUCUGCUACCCCAAAACCGACGUGGUCAUCCUGUGUUUCAGUGUCGUGAGCCCCUCAUCUUUUCAGAACAUAUCGGAGAAAUGGAUCUCAGAGAUACAAACUCACUGCCCCAAUGUGCCUCUUGUCCUGGUGGGCACACAGUGCGACAUUCGAGAGGAUGUCAAAGUCUUAAUCCAGUUGGCAAGGUAUCGGGAGAAACCUGUGCCCCCUUCUUCCGCCAGGGCCCUCGCUGAAAAAAUUGGGGCGGUUGCCUACGUCGAAUGCUCGUCCCUUACUCAAAAGAACCUGAAAGAAGUCUUCGACACAGCCAUACUAUCCGGCCUCCGAUACUCCGACCUUCGAAACCAGAGGGAAAGGAAAAUGGCCGCCACAGCUAGCAAGAUGAAAACUCUUUCUAAGGCUUGGUGGAAAAAAUAUGUGUGCGUUUAAGACUCUUCCUCGUAACGUGGGACCAAAAAAUAAAGCCAAGUGCCUUAUCCAAAGAGCUUGCACUCGGAGCAAGAGCUUGACGUCUUGCUGUGAAAGGUGACUCUGAAAGUUUAUGGUUUCGGACUCUCAUGCCCAAAUUCCAGGUGCACGCAGAGUUCAAAGACUUGUAAUGGGGCCUGGUAUGGGUUGAAUCAGAAGGCCCCCCUCGGAGACAUUGUACCUUGGCAGCAGAUUAACCUACAUAACGACUUUCUGACACCUCUUCUCAAAGGGAUACAUCCAAUUUGCACCUAUGUUUACACUGGAUAGGGUUCCAGGCUGGAAUGUGUCAGAAUGAAUACCGGUGACCGGGAUGGUGCCUAUAACGAAUUUAAUAUAAUGAUUGCUUUGAUUUGCUGCCUCGCAGUGGUGGCUGAAACCCGAAUAUAGCUUCUGUUCUAAGAAGCGUGUAACAUAUGGACAUUGUAAUACUAUGUAUUAGCAUGGACAUCCGUGUCUGCGAGUGAGCCAUGACCUGGACUGCUUCUUCAAACAGCAGAUUUAACAGCCGCUGGAAUAUGUCAUCUGGCAUCAAACGGGGCUUUGUGUAACUCGAAGCUCCCAGCUGUUCUCUUAACUGCAUGGCCCCAUGCUGAGACUUGUAGUUCCGGGACAUCUGGGUGCCACUAGUUACCCAAGCCUGUAGUAAACGCCUCUCACUCAUAGCCAUAACUCGUCUGGCAUCGGUCUCAGUGAUAACGCUUUACAAGCAUUUGUUUGGGACGUCGAAUCUCUUUUCAUGCGAUUCUGUUUGCAAAUAAAAUUACUUUUUAUUA